AUGACGCUUUCCUCUAGAUUCCAACGGGCGAUGUCCCGCCCAUCCGAAAGCUCAAUAGCAGACGAACGAUCCCCAUUGGUCGCGACACCGCCAAAUUCCCAUGUUACCCUUUACAAAAGUCGAACACCAUUGCCAGUGAGACAAUUAUUUGUCCUUUGCAUCAUGCGACUCACGGAACCUAUAUCGUAUACACUCAUCUUUCCAUUCAUCAAUCGGAUGUUGGAAGAUAUGAAAGUCUCACCUGAUUCAAAGCAGAUAGGAUAUUAUGCUGGCGUAAUUGAGAGUCUUUUUGCUAUCGCGCAAAUGUGUACAGCCGUUUUUUGGGGUCGAUUAUCAGAUCACGUGGGUAGAAAGCCUGUGAUGCUUUUCGGACUUUUUGGAAUGGCAAUUAGUGUCAUCUCCUUCGGAUUACAAAGCACAUAUACUGGUUUAAUCAUUUCCAGAUUUGUUGCUGGAAUGAUGAAUGGAAACAUCGGAAUCAUUCAAUCCAUCGUUGCAGAAAUUACGGAUGCGACCAAUUAUGCAGACGCUGUGGCUUAUCUACCGUUGUGCUAUGCCAUUGGAUCUAUCUUGGGACCAAUUAUCGGGGGCUUUCUCGCCCUGCCAGCUGAAAAAUACCCAGAUCUUUUUGGAUCAUCGGACCUGAUGAUCAAGCAUCCCUACUUUUUGCCUUGCUUCAUGGGAGGUUUACUGAAUUUGUUGGCUAUUGGUCUUGGGAUUUUCUUCUUGGAAGAGACCUUACCAUCAAAGCGGAAGCUCGUAUCCCGUGUUCAAGGACAAGGCCUGCAGCAAGACGAGAUGUCUGCAACUUUGACUGAGACGAGUCAAGACAAACCUCCUAAAAUUGCAUCGCUAUGCACAUACCCCAUCAUGAUCACGAUGUUGACCUUCAUCAUCAUGCAUUUGCAAAACGUAGCUUGGAAUGCUGUAAUCCCGUUGUAUGCCUACACAGUUCUCUCAGAUAUCGUCAAUGGCGGACUUGGAAUGUCCCUUGAACAGAUUGGAUCCGUUCUAAGUGUCGGAGGUUUUGGAAUCAUCAUUGUUCAACUACUGAUCUUCCCGCCUUUACAAAGACGUAUCGGGGUUGUAUCAGUCCUGAAAUGCACCAUAACUUGCUUCACGCUUUCGUACCUAUGUGUACCCUUUGUUACUUGGUCAACACAUCUCGAGAGUAGCACUCCUGGAAAAAGGAUUGCCUACAUGGUUAUGAUCAUGAUUUUGCGAAGCCCAGGAAGCAUGUGUUAUGUUUCCAUCAUGAUGAUCACGAAACUUUUGUCUCCCAGUGCUGCAGCGCUCGGAACUUUGAAUGGAAUGCAGCAGACCUGUUCGGCGUUUGCACAAGUCAUUGGUCCCAUAUUGGGCUCUUCAUUAUUUGCUAUGGGUAUUUCUAGUGGUAAUAGUUUAAUAGGUGGAAAUUUGGUAUGGAUCAUCUUGGCAUUGAUUUUUGAUCAGAUUGCGACAAUCUCACAAUUGUGUUGCUAUAAGAUAUCUUUGCCUAGAUCAAAAGAUGAGGAAUUAUCAUCAACUUAUGAGGGCGAUUAUGCUGCGAAGGAUGUAAAUUUUGAACAUCCAAAUAUCGUCUCUUGUUUUGUUACCUUUCAUAGAUCUUUUAUUAUAUUUUGUACGAUUUCUUGGGCUUCUGAUCCCUCAUGA
This is a messenger RNA of Melampsora larici-populina 98AG31, 1653 nucleotides long. RefSeq lists its product as uncharacterized. Gene Ontology annotation, biological process: transmembrane transport. Bases 1 to 1653 code for a protein of 550 amino acids. Lineage: Eukaryota; Fungi; Basidiomycota; Pucciniomycetes; Pucciniales; Melampsoraceae. The record is from RefSeq and is a predicted model, not a curated record. Gene Ontology annotation, molecular function: transmembrane transporter activity. The transcript has 18 exons.